Molecule: messenger RNA, 893 nt
Organism: Drosophila bipectinata
Lineage: Eukaryota; Metazoa; Arthropoda; Insecta; Diptera; Drosophilidae
Product: omega-amidase NIT2-like
Biological process (GO): oxaloacetate metabolic process; L-glutamine metabolic process
Cellular component (GO): mitochondrion
Molecular function (GO): omega-amidase activity
Source: RefSeq, a predicted model, not a curated record
CCGAAUAUGACCAACAAGCUUACCCUAGCACUGCUCCAGCUGCCCGUGGGCAACGAUGUGGACGCUAAUGUACGGCGGGCGGUUUCCGCCGUAACACAGCUGAAGGCGGAUAAUCCAAAGCUGCAACUGGCCAUUCUGCCGGAGAGCUUCAACGCCCCCUAUAGCCAGGAGGACUUUCCCAAGUUCGCCGAGUCGGUUCCCGAGGGCCCAACCUGCACCACCUUGUCGCAACUCGCUCUCAAGCUGGGCAUCUACAUAAUCGGCGGCAGCAUUGUGGAGCGCGAUGCCGGAAAGCUGUACAACACAUGCACCGUCUGGGGACCCGACGGGAAGCUCCUGGCCAAGCAUCGAAAGAUCCACCUCUUCACCAUGAAAAUUGAGCCCGAAAACGCCGGUGGCGUAGAAUUUGAUGAGGCGGCUGUCCUGACGGCCGGAUCCGACCUGACUGUUGUCCAGAUCGGACAGCAAAAGGUCGGCAUUGGCAUCUGCCACGACAAGCGAUUCGAGGAACUUGCCCGGAUCUACCGCAACAUGGGAUGCACUAUGAUAGUCUACCCAUCCGCCUUUUGCAUCUGUCAGGGGCCCAUGCACUGGGAGCUCCUCCAGCGAGCCCGGGCCACGGACAACCAGCUGUACGUGGUCACCUGCUCGCCGGCCAGGGACAACAUGUCCGGCUAUGUGGCCUACGGGCACUCCAUGAUCGUGAAUCCCUGGGCUCAGGUGCAGCGCGAGGCGGGCGAGGGAUGCGAGUUCAUAGUGGAAGAAAUUGACUUCGACGUGGUUGAGCAAGUACGGAGGCAGAUUCCCAUCUUCAAGCAGCGGCGCACAGAUGUCUACGCAAAGGCCCCCAAGUUGUAGAAUCUUUUUAAACGAAUAAAGUACUCUUUAAAACA